Molecule: messenger RNA, 954 nt
Organism: Volvox carteri f. nagariensis
Lineage: Eukaryota; Viridiplantae; Chlorophyta; Chlorophyceae; Chlamydomonadales; Volvocaceae
Exons: 9
Coding region: 1-954 (317 amino acids)
Cellular component (GO): membrane
Molecular function (GO): lipase activity
Source: RefSeq, a predicted model, not a curated record
AUGGAAAGAGAGCACUAUCAGCCCAGACUAGCGUCCAGACUAGCGCCCAAAGGGGAUACCUGUGUUGCGCUCUCAGUUCGCGCAGCUGACGGCAUCAUCAGCGACACCGAGGACGGCAUUUCCUGCAGAGGCGGAGGCAGAGACCUCCUCCACCCCUGGCUGUCCAUAGACCUAGGCUGCCUCGUCAACGUCAACGGAAUUGUGCUGUACAACCGCCGGGACUGUCGAGGAGAGCUGCUGGCGAACGUGGAGACCCAUAUAGGUGACGUGCUGAGCCUAGCAGGAGGUAAUGCCACCGCCGCGCCUAUAGCUUGCAGUGCUUACUGCUUGGGACUCUGUCCAAGCAGCAGACUGCUCUUUGCUGCAGUACGGCGCAAUGUACGGCAUUACGGCAUGGUGCUGCCCGCCAGCACCCAGCCUGAUGAGGGCUCUUGCUGCCAGACCUGCUUCUCCCGGGCCGACUGCGCCGAAUGGCCGACUACAUCUACAGCAGCCGUACAUGCCGCCUUUGGCCGGACAGCCCCUUUGGCUGGAGGCGGACCAGGCCUCCCCAACGUGUAUGAGGGAUCAUGGGUGGAGACUUUCAACCAGGCUGGCUUUUCCGUGUGCGGCCUUGACCACCAAGGGUACGGCAGGUCCAAAGGCGCCCGCUUCGGAAUCAAGUUCCAAACACACGUGGACAACCUCUUAAUGCUGUCUGGAGACGUGUUGGAAAAUGACAACACGGCUUUUCCAAAAGGACUUCCGUACUUUUUGGUGGGACACAGCCUAGGUGGGCUCCUCGCGACCCUAGCUUGCUUACAUCAGCCCCAGCUAUUCACCGGGUUGAUCCUUUUGUCGCCUCUGCUCUCCCUGGACCGCCCCAUUGCUAAGAGGAACAACAGCCUGAGGUCUCUCUCGCUGAUGAGUUUCUCUGUUCACGUGUUUUAUGUGUUUUGUUGUUACACGUGUUGA